CAUGGAAGGAUCAGAAUUUACCUCUGCCUGGAACCCAGAGGCACUACAGACAUAGGUCCACUUUCAGUUACAUCCUCACUGUAAUUUCUAAGCCAAACAGGUAAUGUGAUAUUCUCCUUUAAUCUUUCUGUGGUUCGGGUGACUGUAUUUUCUGAACAACAACAACAACAAAGUCAAAAUACUUGGUCAGAAUGGAAGUACUUAUGGGGACCAAGGGCCAGAGUGUUUGAAGUCCUGAGUGCCUGGGAAGCCCAGACUGUGUGUAGCUAUAGGGCCAUCUUUACUCUGAGUUUUCCAGCCUGGCAGGAUCAGGUGGACAGAAUUUUGUGUUAUGAAAAUAUCAUCUGCAAUUUAAUUUGAAAUACUUUAACAGCAUGAUAUGUGUGUGUUGUUUUUAAUUGCUAUCCUAGCAAUGGUAAAAUAACAGUUGAAAUGCCCUGAUGAGGAAUACAAACUCCAGGAGAGGUUGAUUAGCUGUUGCAAGGUUCUAAGUAGGUGUCCACUCUUUAAAGAGCUUUGAACGUCUUUAUCUCCAAUCAACGUUGAGACUAUAUAGGUUUUCCUUUGGUGAAAUACACAGUAUGUGUGGUGUACUGAUUGGCAACAAAUACUGUGCAGAGGUCACCUAUUCCUUCAUGACAGGAUAUAGAAACCUAGGGAACCAAAUGCAUAUAUGCCCUUUAUAAUGGUGCUCUGGUUUAGAUGACAAAACCUAUGGAUUCAUAAAGUUAUUUGAGGAUUGCUAUUGUGAAGAUCUGUUGAAUCCUGCCCCUAAAAUAUUACUUCCCAAGUACGGAAUGAAUCUUUUAUGAAAGGUUUGGGAAGAGUACCUAGAACCACAGGGAGCUGGGGCUUUAUCAAGGGUUACAGAACAGUUUAUAUAGCUGUUUUUGAGUGUACCUGCUAUUAAAUGUUUGCAUGAACAACAGAAUAAAUCUGCCUAUAUGUUAUUAUAACAUAAAGUUGUGCAGUAGAACUUACAAUAUUAUGACAUGUUAAACAAAUGACAUCUACAAAGAGUGACAGAGGUAUUCUGCUAAUAGAUUCCUGCUUUGAAAAUCCUCCUGCUCCAAUAAUUUUCAAACUCUAUUCUGAUUUGGGAAGGAGAGGCGAGUCCUUGGAUGAACGGGUUAAAACAAGGUAUGAGGUAGCUGAGGCUUGGGAAAGGCUUCUGCGGAACACCAUGCAGAGCAUUUGCUCAUCUCUACAGUGCAAGUCAGGAUAUCAGAAGCUUGACCCCAACCACGACAAACUGGGAUUGGAGAGGGGUGCAAUUAUUUGCCAAAAUGGUUGGGAGAGGGGGAGAAAUUUUUAUUUCUUUGGGUAAAAAUAUGCAAUAAUAGCAGAAUUAAACACCAAUUUACAUAACUUGAAGAAAGCUCUUCUUGGCUCACAGAUUUAGAAAUCAAUAAAUAAGGAUAGGCAACAUUUAUUGCAGACAAUCUACUCCUUGUGCUAAGUAUUUUACAUACAUCAUCUCAUGAAUGUAUGUACAUUUCCAUACAAUUCUAUAAGUGGAUGCUUUAUUCCUAUUUUAUAUGUAAGGAAAGUGGAGCGCAGAGUUCACGCCAUUAGGUGUUUGUAAACCAAAGCUUACUCUUUUUUACCUACCACCUAUAUCCCUAUAUCCUCUAACUGGAAAGGAUGGGACAAGUCAAUUUCAACAUGAGCGAGUGAGCUUAAUUUGUUUACAGGAGUUGCCCAACGACAGGGCAUCAGGAUCUUUAAAACGUGACACAUUUUAAUGCUUUGGUACACUCCUAACUUCAGGACCUCCAUUUCUAGCACCCCUUCAGUACAGACCUCCAGUGGAGCGAGACUGCUAGAAAGGGAGCGGCUCUUUUUGCAGGCGAGCCAAUGAGAUGUCUGGAUCUUGUGAGCGGCAUGUGUUUGUCCAAUGGGCUCUGCGCUGAGACCCGCGAGGGGACCGGAAAUUCGGGUCUGAGCAUGUGGGCCCUUGGGUGUGGCGGCUGCGUUGAGCGCAGGGUAUUUCUAAGCCCUGCAGAGGCAGGCGAGGGCUCUGGCCUUGGUGAGUGAUGUCUACGCGGGUGUGGAAGGCCAGGGAGGCCGAGGUAGCUCCGGUACAGGCCAGUGGGCUUCGGCUGUAGCUCGUGGUGGCGCGUGGCCCUGCACGCCCACGGCCAACCUGACCCUCCCCCAAAGGCGCGAGGGGCCUUACACGCCCAGUGGGCCAGGAGCAGGAAGUGGUCAUUUGAGGCUGCGUGUGCGGGCGGACGCAGGACCUCGGACUUCAGGAGGUAGGAAGGUGGCCGCCUGAAGAGUGAGGGAACUCUCGCGGGGUUUGAGUGUUCGCACGUGUUAAUUGGACCGCAGUGGUGGGCAGGACCUCGGGUUUGGGGGAUGGUGCUUUUCUCAGAGGUGGAAGGCGGGUAGGAUUUGCCCUUGGGGUGGGGGCGGGGGCUUCCUUCCGGUUAGGCCCCAGUCCUAAUGGCCCAGCCGGGAGCUCGGGAGCUCGCAGCUGGAGGUGGGAAGGUAGGCCUCGCCUAGGACCUUGUCCUUUUGGACCUUGCCUUGUUCGCUGAUCAAAGAAGGGCAUUCUGGAGCGGAUGCCCACCUCUGUUAUCGUGAUGACGGAGGAGUGGGGAGCAAGGAAGAUUCCAGAAGUCCUUAAUUGGUAGGGGUUAUAACACUUCUCAGUGUGUCUCAUGUAGGCACCUGAUUGUUCUGGAUUACACAGGUGGUGCUGGGAAGGUGUGAGCCAAAAGGCCAGGCUCACUGAAAAGGAGCUUAAGAAAUUAAAGGGGAGAGUCUUUGAGAAAGGGAGACAUAUCCUGGUUUUUUUAGUGUAAAAGAAGAUAGCUCAGUUAAAAAUCUUUUCGACCGAUCCCGGACCCUCCACCUAUCGUUUUGGCUUAAGAAUUGUGUGUUCUUUCUUUACAUGCGUGACCCGAUUUCUCUGUACCUAACUCGUAAGACAGGUUUGCAAAAGUUAAGGAGCUUAAGUUUUCAGUUAAGAAAGGUUUCUUCGGGAUCGGGGUGGGUGAGGACAAUGAAGGAGGACCCCUUAGGAAGGAUUCCUGAAAUCUGUAGUGAUUUUGAAGAGUACCUGAGAUUUGGGAGGCCGGAAAGAGCCUCAUUCCAUUACCUAGGGGAGAAAAAAGUGUUAAAUCUCCCCUGACAUUCAGCAGGUAUUGUAGGCUCAAAGCAGAAAGGGUCUGUACCCUGGAGACCUUAGUUUGGUGGAGUUUGAAAAGCUUUAUAGGAAGGAAUGGGACAAGAUGCAGAGAAGCUGCUAAGGACAUCAAAGAGGAGAUGGAAUAAUUGAAUGUGAUAAUGAGCUGGCAAAAAUUAGCUCUCUGGUAAAGGAAAAAGGUAAAAAACAAAGCAAACCCAUAACUAUUUAUUGACAUAAUUACAGUAUGUCUGUGCUAACUAUUAGUUUUCUAAUGCUCAUACAUAAACUGUACUUCUGUCUAAAACAGGUCGUUAACAUAUGGGACUGAGCUCUCCAGGGGGUUGUUUGGGUAGGAAACAGGAAAAUUCAAGGAGGACUUAACCUCUAAGGGGAGUAUUUAGAAUAUUCUGGGCUAAAUAGAAACUUUUGAUGUGACCACGAUGUAGGAGGCUGGUUGUAUCACUGGUCUGACCAAAAGUAAGUCUGUCUUUAAUAAUUUGUGAGUCUGUCUUGAAGGAAAAGGAAAACGAUCGGGAAUGUUUAAUUUUUGCAAAAUGCUGGCAGGUAAUUAACCAGAACAGGAUCGACAACCGUGUUCUCUGCAGCCUUCCAAUGGAUCCUGUCCGACCACCCUUCAGGGGCCCUUCCCCUGGGCACCCGUUUGAGUGUGUACGGAUGCCAGGCUCUUGGCCACAAGCUCCUAAACCUUUGGCCUCCACCCUGGGCAGAGCAAGACCUGUAGGCAGAGGCUGCCUGUUUGGAAAACCAGAGGAGCCAAGAUCACAGAGCGGGCUUGUGCAAAGGGAAUCCGUGGGUUUGGUCUCCAUGUUCCAAGGACUAGGCCUUGAAACAGAGUCCCAGACCCCUGUGAAACGGGAGGUGCCUUCUUUAGGCAGAGGCAUUUUAGGCCGAGGCUUGUCUAUCAGUGUGGUGCACAAGGAAAAAGAAGAACCCCGUCCUGCUUUUCUGGACUCAUCAGUGUUGGCAGCCGGGGAUAGCAAGAUGGCAGAGGCCUCCAUUGGUUGGAAUAGAAUGCUUGGAAGAGGGAGUUCAGACAUGCCUGUGUUGCCAUUGGGAAGAGCAGCUGGUGGCAUAGGCAGAGGCGUGUACAAGGCUCCUGGUGCUGUCAGCGUGCCUUCUUGCGGUCCUGCCCAGCAGCCGUCACUGCCACUGCUGCCCCUGUCCUCGCUACACUCUCUGGAUCACCUUCCAUUGGGGACUGCAGAGCACCAAAAAAAAGAGCUUUUUAUGAAGCAAGGGUCAAAAGGAAAACCUCAACCUUUGGGAUUGAACCUUAUCAAAAUACAGUGUCAUAAUGAAGCAGUUUAUCAGUAUCAUGUGACUUUCAGCCCCAAUGUGGAGUGCAAAAGCAUGAGGUUUGGCAUGUUGAAGGACCAUCAAGCUGUCACUGGAAACGUCACUGCUUUUGAUGGAUCCAUUCUCUACCUGCCUGUUAAGCUUCAACAAGUUCUUGAGUUAAAAAGUCAAAGGAAAACCGAUGGUGCUGAGAUCAGCAUUAAGAUUCAGUUGACCAAGAUCCUGGAGCCCUGUUCUGACUUGUGCAUUCCCUUCUACAAUGUUGUUUUUCGUCGAGUAAUGAAACUUUUAGAUAUGAAGCUUGUGGGGAGGAACUUCUAUGACCCGACAAACGCUAUGGUACUGCAGCAACACAGAUUGCAGAUCUGGCCAGGCUAUGCAGCUAGCAUUCGGAGGACAGAUGGUGGUCUCUUCCUGCUAGCUGAUGUCUCCCAUAAGGUCAUUCGCAAUGAUUCUGUGCUGAACGUCAUGCAUGCCAUUUAUCAGCAGGACAAAGAAAACUUCCAGGAUGAGUGCACUAAGCUUCUGGUUGGCAAUAUUGUUAUAACCCGAUACAACAACCGUACCUAUCGUAUUGAUGAUGUGGAUUGGAAUAAGACUCCAAAAGAUACCUUCACCUUGUCUGAUGGGAAGGAGAUCACAUUCUUGGAAUACUACAGCAAAAACUAUGGGAUCACAAUUAAGGAAGAGGAACAGCCACUGCUGAUCCACAGACCCAGUGAGAGACAGAAUAGCCAAGGGACGCUGCUAAAAGGUGAAAUCCUGCUGCUGCCUGAGCUCUCCUUCAUGACUGGGAUCCCUGAGAAGAUGAAGAAGGACUACAGGGCCAUGAAGGAUUUGACCCAGCACAUCAACCUGAGCCCCAAACAGCACCAUAGUGCUUUGGAAUGCUUGAUACAGAAAAUUUCAAAGAAUGAGACAGCCAACAAUGAACUAACACGUUGGGGACUCUAUCUGCAGAAUGAUGUACAUAAGAUUGAAGGACGUGUUCUGCCAAUGGAAAGAAUUAACUUAAGAAAUACUUCGUUUAUCACAUCACAGGAAGUAAACUGGACUAAGGAAGUGACCAGAGACCUUUCCAUCUUGACUGUCCCCAUGCAUUUCUGGGCACUUUUUUACCCAAAGAGAGCAAUGGACCAGGCCCGAGAACUGGUCAGCAUGUUAGAGAAGAUAGCUGGCCCCAUUGGCAUGCGCAUGAGUCCGCCAGCCUGGGUCGAACUAAAGGAUGAUCGAACCGAGACCUAUGUCAGAACCAUUCAAUCCAUGCUGAGAGCAGAGGGGAAGAUCCAGAUGGUCGUGUGCAUCAUCAUGGGCACACGUGACGACCUCUAUGGGGCCAUUAAAAAGCUGUGCUGUGUGCAGGCUCCAGUGCCUUCGCAGGUCAUCAAUGCCCGAACCAUUGGUCAGCCCACCAAGCUUCGGAGUGUGGCACAGAAAAUUUUACUUCAGAUUAACUGCAAAUUGGGUGGUGAGCUCUGGGGAGUGGAUAUUCCUCUGAAACAGUUAAUGGUGAUCGGGAUGGAUGUUUACCAUGACCCCAGCAGGGGCAUGCGCUCUGUGGUCGGCUUCGUGGCAAGCAUCAACCUCACCCUCACAAAGUGGUUUUCACGAGUGGUAUUCCAGAUGCCGCAUCAAGAGAUUGUGGACAGCCUGAAGCUGUGCCUGGUGGGCUCCUUAAAAAAGUUUUAUGAGGUGAACCACUGUCUCCCAGAGAAGAUUGUGGUGUACCGCGAUGGAGUGUCUGACGGCCAGCUAAGGACAGUUGCCAACUAUGAGAUUCCUCAGCUACAGAAGUGUUUUGAAGCUUUUGAGAAUUACCAGCCCAAGAUGGUGGUAUUUGUAGUUCAGAAGAAAAUCAGCACCAAUCUGUACCUGGCUGCUACCGAGCACUUUGCAACUCCCUCCCCCGGGACUGUGGUAGAUCAUACAAUCACCAGCUGCGACUGGGUGGACUUCUACCUCCUUGCCCACCAUGUACGACAGGGCUGCGGCAUUCCUACACACUACGUGUGUGUUCUCAACACUGCGAACCUGAGCCCUGAUCACAUGCAGAGGUUGACUUUCAAACUGUGCCACAUGUACUGGAAUUGGCCUGGCACCAUCAGAGUUCCAGCUCCUUGCAAGUAUGCGCACAAACUGGCUUUCCUGUCAGGACAGAUCUUGCAUCAUGAGCCAGCCAUCCAGCUGUGCGAGAACCUGUUCUUCCUGUGACCGGGCCACCCGGAUAUGGGCUGAUUAGAGGGAUUAGACUUCUGAGCUCAGCUGUGACUCCUGCAGGAUCCAGGGGUUUUCAUGUUGAUGUUUUCCCUUUCGCCAGCCUAGUAGGAUAAGAUACUUUUUUGCCUGUUUUUUUCUCUUUUAAACCUGGUAUCACCAAGAAGUGAGUUCCAUUCUAAGUAUCAGCUGGAAAUUGCCUGGUUGCCUUUGUAAAGUAAACGGGGGUGAUAGUGCUGCUGUGCACAGGACCCUUGAAGGACUUGCAGAGCCAACAGGAGCUGCAGAACCACCAGUCACACAUAGCUCUGCUCACUAAGCAGGUCCUAUUUCUGGUACCGGAAGUGAUAAUGAAGUCACUGCCACCACCAAAUUUCUUAAAGCAGAGAGUUACUUUAUCUGGGCAACUGGGAAAAGUAAUAACAACGCCUAUGAGGCAAAGUUUUUCAGGAUACUGCUGUUACUGGCAAGUGUGACACAUACUAGGAAAACCAGCUGGUGGUAUAAUCAGGCCCUUGCUGGCCUGAUCUCUGGGGAUUGAGUGUGUGGCACCUGUAACCUGAGCAGACCUUGAAAGGUGGUUCAGGUCUCCCCUGUGAGAGGCCAGGUAAUGUUUUUCUGUGUAUUUCAGUUACUUCACAGUAGACCAUGGUGAUUUCUUCCUCUGCCCACCACAUCUUUGUUCUUUGUAACUGAUUUUUAUUUUUCAGUUUUUAAUUUCUUUUUUUUUAUUUUAGAGAGAGAGAGAGAGAGAGAAACAUUGACUUGAUUCACUUAUUCAUGCAUUCAUUGGUUGAUUCCUGUAUGUGCCCUGACUAGGGUGUCAAGCCUGCAACCUUGGUGCAUCAGGACAAUGCUCCAACCAACUCAGCUACCUGGCCAAGGCCAUAAAUUUCAGUUUUCAAAUUAAGAAUCAGAACAGGUGAAAUUAAACCACAAGGAAGGUUUAUGAUGCGGUGUAAGCUUUUCUUGAACCUUUCUCCCGGUUGUAUGGCCUUCUUUUCUGUUGCUAUAUGUUUGUAAAUUGAAUCAUUCAUUUUCCUAACUCAAUAACCUUUUCCUGGAUGUUGGCUCAUUUUGUUAGGAAAUUUUCUGAAUCCAGGGUGAAGUUGGCUUUGGAAAGCAUGAAACUUCUGCCAAAGUGCAGACAUUUCAGUUGAGAAAGUUGUCACUGUGCCUGUGGGUUUCAGUGUUUGGGGGAAGCACUGGUUUUUAUGUUUACUUUCCCUGUUUUAAAAUCUUCUUUCAGUCCUUUCAGGAUUACUUCAUUCUUACUGUGCUUUAAGUGGGUUUUAAAAUCCAGUUUUAUUUAACCUUUUCAAAUUUUUACUUACUUAAUUUGUGGAGUGAUGGCAGGAGGGGAAAAGUCAGAAAUUCCUAUUUUAUAUGACAGUAAGAAGAGAAACUUCAGCUUAAAACUCCUCAGAAGAAAACCAAGCAAACUGUCGGUUUGUCACAGAGCUCAGCAGCAGUUGAGGAGCUCUGGGUAUUGCUGGUCCUCAAGUGCACCCUGGUCUUGUGUGGAGUGCAGAACGUGCAGGGGAAGACCUGGAAUGUAAAAACCAUAGGAUCAAGAAAAUUGGAGCACUGGUCUCUGUCAGUGUUCUCUUUGGAAGCAUUUGGAGUUGCUCUUCAGAAGUUGGAUUUCUUAAUACUCAUUUUUCUCUUACAUAAUAAAAAAACACUUCAAUAUAA
Molecule: messenger RNA, 8362 nt
Organism: Phyllostomus discolor (pale spear-nosed bat)
Lineage: Eukaryota; Metazoa; Chordata; Mammalia; Chiroptera; Phyllostomidae
Gene: PIWIL2
Product: piwi like RNA-mediated gene silencing 2
Exons: 22
Coding region: 3749-6664 (971 amino acids)
Biological process (GO): regulatory ncRNA-mediated gene silencing
Cellular component (GO): P granule
Molecular function (GO): protein binding; piRNA binding
Source: RefSeq, a predicted model, not a curated record